CUAAUGGCGACUUACUGCCGCUGGGUUUUUCUGGAUCGAACAAAAACAGGGAGAGGCACUGUGGAUGUGAGAGAAUUCACGAUGCGUAAAUGCCGCAAGUAGCCUCACCUCGCCUUGGUGGUUCAUAACUUGCAUAUCGUGAUUAUUUGGAGUGGUAUCCAGUGAUAUGUCAGGGAAGAGGGACGGAUAUUCUGGAGGCAACCUAGCUCCAUCUGCACCUGCAGCCUUCCCCAUCGAAUCUAUGAAAGUAAUUGGGGAGUCCAUUGGAGUAUCUCUCAAAGAGGAUGCUGGCAAGGAGUUGGCUGAUGAUAUCACCUAUAGGGUCAAGCUCAUCGUCCAGGAUGCAAUGAAGUUCAUGGUCCAUGGGAAGCGGAAGCAGCUCACAACAGAAGAUAUUGAUAACUCCUUAAAACAUAAGAAUGUGGAGCCUUUAUAUGGAGUGGAUGCAGUAGAGCACAUCCCAUUCCGUUUUGCCUCUGGAGGUGGACGGGAACUCUACUUCAUUGAAGAGAAGGAACUGGAGUUGAAUGAUGUUGUCAAUGCUUCUCUCCCCAAAUUGCCUCUUGACACCCAUCUCAGGGCUCAUUGGCUAGCUAUUGAGGGGACACAGCCAUCAGUUCCAGAAAACCCUCCUCCACGCGAUCGAGAGCAGCAGAAGAAGGAAGCUGUGGACCCUGCAUCCAAACUCCCCAAGCCUGGCACAAAGGGAAAGCCUGGCCCUCAAAACAUUGGGAAAGUGAAACCACAGAAAGUGGAGGAAAUGGUGAGGGUGAAGGACUUGGCCACUCAUGAGCUUUCAGUGGAACAGCAACUCUACUACAAAGAAAUCACCGAGGCCUGUGUUGGCAGUGAUGAAACUCGAAGAUCAUUACAUGAGAUAAUACCAGCAGUGGCUACCUGCAUAGUGAGCAAGCAGCUGUGCAUGCGACCAGAUGUGGACAACCACUGGGCGCUGCGAGACUUUGCUGCACGACUCAUGGCCCAAAUCUGCAAGAAUUUCACCACUUCCUCUAACAAUGUCCAGACACGCAUCACCCGAAUGUUUACACGUGCACUCCACAAUGACCGAACCCCAUUCUCCUCCAAGUAUGGUGCUUUGGCUGGUGAGCACCCAUUCUUUGACAGCCUGAUCCAAGAUUUGCUUAUGAAUUGGUGGAAGUUUAUAAGCUUCUCAAAAAGACACAGCAAAGUGAAUUGGCUUUCUUUUCUUUUAGGUCUCUGUGAGUUGGGUCCAGAGGUGAUCAAGAAUUUGGUCCUACCUAAGGUGUACUCAGAGGGGGAGCACCUUCGUGCAACUCUGGAGAACCCCAAUACCAUGCUGGUGAACAGUGUUGAGCGUGUUGGAGCAGACCGUGUCCAGCAGUUGUACAUUAAAUUCCUGCCACCAGUAUUGAAGACCCUGCGAAACCCACCUGACAAUCUGGAAGAGUACAAGGCAGAGUUUGGGUAUUUGGGGAACGCCCUGCAUUCAGGUGUGAUGCGGGCUCGAAUGCAGGGGGCUAGCCAGUCCUCUGCAGGCUCAGGAACAGCUCAUUUGGGGGGUACCAACCUUGGAGGCAUGCCCACUGCCUCCAAGUCCCAUCCCUCUGUCUCUCCUCGUAUCAUCCAAGGGAGUGUGGGACAGGGUGGAGGCCGGAGUGGAGGAGGGGUUGUGAUGACUAAGAUUGGAGUUCCGGGUGCAGGACCCAUGGUCUCUGCCAAUCCCAAAUAUGUAUUUGUUGCACCAAGUGCAGGGACACCCUCAGGGACGCCUUUUGCUUCUCAACAGGUGAUGCAGUUGAAGGGUCUGAUGAAGCCAGACUUGACAAAGCCCUGAGACACGGCACUGAUCAUUUCUGCUCGCAUUAGCUCUCCCUAUCUCCAGUUCUUACUUUUAUGUCAGAGAGUAAACAUUAUGUUGCAUCCACUCUGUGUCCUUUUGUUGGUCAUUAGGAGUUGGUGGCUUUGCAAAUAAAUGUAUUUCUGAUUGAAAUACAAGAAA
Molecule: messenger RNA, 1981 nt
Organism: Darwinula stevensoni
Lineage: Eukaryota; Metazoa; Arthropoda; Ostracoda; Podocopida; Darwinulidae
Source: the annotation of a GenBank genome assembly